Molecule: messenger RNA, 9383 nt
Organism: Rattus norvegicus (Norway rat)
Lineage: Eukaryota; Metazoa; Chordata; Mammalia; Rodentia; Muridae
Source: RefSeq, a predicted model, not a curated record
UUGUAGGAUUCUAGUGAAGACUAGAUCACAGUUUGGUGUGGGAGCAGUGAUGAGCCCUUUCAAAAGGUUAGGUAUGACUUAAGAGUUCAUAUUUUUUAAAGAUUUAUUUAUUUUACGUGUGUGAGUACACUGUAUCUGUCUUCAGACACACCAGAGGAGGGCUUCGGAUCCCAUUACAGAUGGUUAUGAGCCACCAUGUGGGUGCUGGGAAUUGAACUCAGAACCUCUAGAAGAGCGGUCAGUGCUCUUAACCACUGAGCCAUCUCUCCAGCCCUGAGAUCCAAGUUCUUAACUUGGCUUUUGGUAGGGACUGGUCACAACCACCAAGAAUCUGUGGAUCUGGGGAGAGUCUGCAGCCACUGUUGUAGUCUCAGAAAAGAUCGCAAACUCCUCCUGCUCUGGUGCCCACACCAUGUCACGGUGUGCAGCAGGGGAAACAGGCUCAGCAGAAGGGAGCACACAGAUGUCUUCCUGCUCUGCUGUUCUUAGCUCUGACCUUCUGGUUGGUGGAGGGGAGUGUGCCCUCUUAUUCCAAGUCUGACACCUGGGGAGGGCUGGGUGCUGGUGUGGAUCACACAUUGGUUAUAUGCUGUUUCUCAAAACCACAGGGGAAUGCUUGUCAGCCUGGAGUGGGAAAGCAGGAGGGGAUGACAUUUCCGUUUUCCCUGGAAGGAAGGCAGAACAGAGACAUUCAAGGCAUAGAUUGACCUCUCCUGGGAACACAUGGCAAGAUGUCCUUCUUUCAAGUGUAUUCUUUCCCCUUCUGUUCUUUAGCAUGAGGCCUCUGACUAGAGAGUGUGCAUGCAUUCCAUGUUUCUCAGUAGGGCUCCUACCGGGGUGGGGGAAGACAAGGCUCCUGUGGCUGACCUGGCUGAAGAAUGGUGUGGAAUGCAGAGCGGGGCUCUAAGGAGUUUAUGAGUGGACUCCACAAGUGGACUGGAACGGUCAUUCUAGUUCCAUGACUGCUCAGCUGUGUGACCUUUAAGCCAGUCACUUGCCCUCUUUUUCGGUCUGUACUUUCUUUCUGUAAAGUACACACCCAGUGACCCCAACUAGUGUGGUGGGCACAGCAGGUCUGAGGAGUUCCCUCUGGGUUAGUAGCUGUCAGUUGGGGUGGGGGGUUGAGAGAGUGUUAUGCUUGUAAAGAAAUGUUCUUUUCCUUUAAGACCAGCUCUUUUCCUGUGAUCAGGACCUAGGGAAAAUAAUUGGGAUGGAUUUAAUGGUUUUAGACAUACUGGAGUGAGCAGAGAGCCCUGUUUUGGGGAAGGUGUCUCUGGAGCAUAGCUUGUCCUGCCUUGGCUUGUUAUCCACAGAGCCCAUCCCCCACCCGCUGUUUGUUUGCUUGGUAAACCUUUUCUCAGAGCUGGUACGGAGAUAAAUUUUCAACUUAGGCCCUGCUGGGAGUAAGGCAUUAGCCACCCACAGCCUUGGGCCUGCCUUUGCCUGCCAGGAGGAGACCCAGAACAAAUUCCCAAGCUGAGACACAGGCUCCCUAGCCUUUACCCUGUGGGCCCAACGUGAAGAGCGUGAAGAGCGCGGCAUGCAGCACCCCCUGGCUGGCCCGGUGUCUUUUGACCUGCUGUUGACUGCUCCCAGGAGGCCCUGACGCCCUGGGGCACUUUUGCUCUGCACAGGACCACGUUGGGGUUUGCCAUGGUGACAUAAAGGGGUGUAGAGGAAGGAAGGAGCAAGACCAGCCUGUAGACUGUGCCCCUGGCUGGGCGAAAGGGCCAGGGGCCCGGAGCCUUCUCUCCACUGCCCUCUGAACGUCUCACUUCCUAAGUCUCUGCAUUUCUCAGUCAGUGGACAACUUUUGGAACUCCUGUGUGAGGACUUCGGGGGACCAGGCCAGGCUGGGCCUCUGCUGGUUGAGAUCUCGGGGGCCAGAAUGCCUGCCCUGGCGUGCCUCCGGAGGCUGUGUCGGCACCUGUCCCCACAGGCUGUCCUGUUCCUGCUGUUUGUCUUCUGCCUGUUCAGCGUGUUUGUCUCGGCCUACUACCUAUAUGGUUGGAACCGGGGCCUCGAGCCCUCGGCAGAUGCUUCUGAGUCCGACUGCGGGGACCCACCACCUGUCGCCCCUAGCCGUCUCCUGCCAAUCAAGCCUGUGCAGGCGGUCGCCCCUUCUCGAACAGACCCGCUGGUGCUGGUAUUUGUGGAGAGCCUCUAUUCACAGCUGGGCCAGGAGGUGGUGGCCAUCCUGGAAUCCAGUCGCUUCAAGUACCGAACAGAAAUUGCACCGGGGAAGGGGGACAUGCCCACACUCACAGACAAGGGCCGAGGCCGCUUCGCCCUCAUCAUCUAUGAGAACAUCCUCAAGUAUGUCAACCUGGAUGCCUGGAACCGGGAGCUGCUGGACAAGUACUGUGUGGCCUACGGCGUGGGCAUCAUUGGCUUCUUCAAGGCCAAUGAGAACAGCCUGCUGAGUGCACAGCUCAAAGGCUUCCCUCUUUUCCUGCAUUCGAACCUGGGCUUGAAAGACUGCAGCAUCAACCCCAAGUCCCCACUGCUGUACGUGACACGGCCCAGUGAGGUAGAGAAAGGUGUGCUGCCCGGAGAGGACUGGACGGUGUUCCAGUCUAACCACUCUACCUAUGAGCCAGUGCUGCUGGCCAAGACGCGCUCCUCUGAGUCCAUCCCACACCUGGGCGCAGAUGCCGGCCUGCAUGCUGCCCUGCACGCUACUGUGGUCCAGGACCUGGGCCUCCAUGACGGCAUUCAGCGUGUGCUGUUUGGCAACAACCUCAACUUUUGGCUGCAUAAGCUCGUCUUCGUGGACGCUGUGGCCUUCCUCACAGGGAAGCGCCUCUCACUGCCUUUGGACCGAUACAUCCUGGUGGACAUUGAUGACAUUUUUGUAGGCAAGGAGGGCACACGCAUGAAGGUGGAGGAUGUGAAGGCCCUGUUUGAUACACAGAAUGAACUUCGUACACAUAUCCCAAACUUCACCUUCAACCUGGGCUACUCAGGGAAAUUCUUCCACACAGGUACCGAUGCUGAGGAUGCUGGGGACGACCUGCUGCUGUCCUAUGUGAAAGAGUUCUGGUGGUUCCCCCACAUGUGGAGCCAUAUGCAACCCCACCUCUUCCACAACCAGUCUGUGCUGGCUGAGCAGAUGGCCCUGAACAAGAAGUUCGCUGUCGAGCACGGCAUUCCCACAGAUAUGGGGUAUGCAGUGGCACCCCACCACUCUGGUGUGUACCCUGUGCAUGUGCAGCUGUAUGAGGCCUGGAAGCAAGUGUGGAACAUCCGUGUGACCAGCACAGAGGAGUACCCGCAUCUGAAGCCUGCCCGUUACCGCCGUGGCUUCAUCCACAAUGGCAUCAUGGUCCUCCCUCGGCAGACCUGUGGUCUCUUUACACACACCAUCUUCUACAACGAGUACCCUGGAGGCUCCAGUGAGCUGGACAAGAUCAUCAAUGGGGGCGAGCUCUUUCUUACUGUGCUCCUCAAUCCUAUCAGCGUCUUCAUGACACACUUAUCCAACUAUGGAAAUGACCGCCUGGGACUGUACACCUUCAAGCACCUGGUGCGCUUCCUGCACUCCUGGACCAACCUGAGGCUGCAGACGCUGCCCCCUGUGCAGCUGGCCCAGAAGUACUUCCAGAUCUUUUCUGAGGAGAAGGACCCACUUUGGCAGGAUCCCUGUGAGGACAAACGCCACAAAGACAUCUGGUCUAAGGAGAAGACAUGUGAUCGCUUCCCAAAGCUGCUCAUCAUUGGCCCCCAGAAAACAGGCACCACAGCCCUCUACCUGUUCCUGGGCAUGCACCCCGACCUCAGCAGCAACUACCCCAGCUCCGAGACCUUUGAGGAGAUCCAGUUUUUUAAUGGCCACAACUAUCACAAAGGCAUCGACUGGUACAUGGAAUUCUUCCCUAUUCCCUCCAACACCACCUCUGACUUCUACUUUGAAAAAAGUGCCAACUACUUUGAUUCAGAAGUGGCACCACGGCGAGCAGCUGCCCUAUUGCCCAAGGCCAAGGUUCUCACCAUCCUCAUCAAUCCAGCCGACCGGGCUUACUCCUGGUACCAGCACCAGCGGGCCCAUGAUGACCCGGUGGCCCUAAAGUACACCUUCCAUGAGGUGAUCACAGCUGGCCCUGACGCAUCCUCAAAGCUGCGUGCCCUCCAGAACCGAUGCCUGGUCCCCGGCUGGUAUGCCACUCAUAUUGAACGCUGGCUCAGCGCCUUUCAUGCCAACCAGAUCCUGGUCUUGGAUGGCAAACUGCUGCGAACAGAACCUGCCAAAGUGAUGGACACAGUGCAGAAAUUCCUCGGGGUGACCAGCACGGUUGACUACCAUAAAACCUUGGCGUUUGACCCAAAGAAAGGAUUUUGGUGCCAGCUGCUCGAAGGAGGAAAAACCAAGUGUCUGGGAAAAAGCAAGGGACGGAAAUAUCCAGAGAUGGACCUGGAUUCCCGAGCCUUCCUAAAGGAUUACUACCGGGACCACAACAUUGAGCUCUCUAAGCUGCUGUAUAAGAUGGGCCAGACACUGCCCACCUGGCUGCGGGAAGACCUCCAGAACACCAGGUAGCCUUGGCCACCACAGCCAGCCAGAACGCUUGUGUUAGCAGGGAUGUCCUGCCUCACACUGAGCCAGACUGACCUGCCUCGAAGGAUGCUGGCCCCAGCCAGCCAGGAGCAACGAGCAAUACCCUGCUAAGGCCCACCAGAGCCGGAAGCCCAGGCAGGUCUGCAAGCGCCUCAGAGCAUCCACUGCUGGAUGUGUGGCUGUGGGACCUCUGUGGGACCAGAGGUCCAUUCCGUUCCUUCGCAGCCUCCCUGCCUGGGGAGAGCACUUCCUGUUGGUGGAAGGUCAUUUCCUGGUAGGAGGAGUCCUGGAGACUCUCUCCUGUCCCUCACUGUGUUCGGCCAGUCCUGCCCUGUUCUGUGUCAUACCACCCCUGCUCCAGCAGGAUGUCCCCUCAGUAUUAGCUGUCAUAUUUCUCUGUCCUCCAGACAGUAAGGGAGAGGAGCGCAGCUGGGCCUCUCGCCCAACUAGAGAGAAAGACUGGGCAUGUCCCUGAGGGUUUGAGCCAGGCCCCGCCAGGGUUUAGGUAGGCACCCAGAUGCACUCAUAGAUUGAAUGUGAGGGUGGCCAUCUUGAGAGGACAUACGACUCAGUAUUUGGGUUAUUAGUAUCAAUCUCAUCUCCCCUUUGGGGGAAAGACUCUCUGGUCCCUAUUGUAUCCACCUAGUGCUCAUGGUCUCUUGUUGGCCCUGGGCCACUGCCCUGCCACUGGGCCCAGAGACAUGGGCCUUGGCCCUGUCCUGUUCACCUGGAUGUGACCUGUGGUGUUUCCUGUGGUAAAGGCUGAGGCGAGUCAGGAGUCUGCCAGUGUUCAUACUCCCAUGUACAUAUACUGUCUCCCAGCCACCGCCUCGGCCCGGCAGGCAAGCAGAGUCAGCAGCACUGCUCUCUACUGCUUUGCCUGGCAACCUGUGGCUGAGGGUCCCCAGAGACCCCCCCAACCUCCCAAAUACUAAGAAGCUAAAGUAUUUUAAUAUUUUGUGUUUUUUUUUCUUGGUGCCAGAGUUUAUACCCUGGGUGCUGGGGUCACACUGUGUUUUAUAUAUAUAUAUAUAUAUAUAUAUAUAAUGUGUAUAUAUAUAUAUUAUAUUUUUUUUUGGUUGGGUUUGUUUUUAAUUCAGUCAUACACAACGGUGGCAAGCCCUAGCCUCAAAGAAUGUCGUAUCUUAAUGCUAGAGAAUGAGGUGGAAGGGAAGGUGAGUGUCUGUGAGCGCCUAGGCCUCAGGGCGAUGGCUUAAGGGUCCCUCUGCCCUCUUCUGCGGAGGGAACAGAGAUGCACAGAUGGAAAGAAGACCAACUCUCCCAGAAUAGUCUGGCCUUACAAAGCUGAGUGGCCGUGGGGUGUUUGGGCCACAAGGAAAGGCUGGCCUGGGCUGGGGGCCCUGGGGCCCUGAGCUGGCCUCCCCCUCCCCCAUCACAUGGUGCUAGGUUAGGGGCUGCCUUGGAGUGGGGUGCCCACAGGGACCUACAGAACUGUCUCUAGUCCCUGCAGACACAGGGUCUUUGGCUGUUUUCUGUUUGGAUUCUGUUUCUGUCCACCUUUUCACAAUGUGAAGUGACUGAGGUUGGGUUUCCUCUUCUCCUGCAACCCUCACAUCCCUUCAACUGCCAGUCCAGUGUCCACCAGCCAUCCAGGACAUUCUGGCUUCCUGGGCAUGGAAGGGUCCCAAGACGAUGGGCACAAGGUGGGUCCAGGAAUGGGAGGUGGCUUUGGUCAAGGUCACAGAGCUGUUAGAAGCAGGCUCCUGAUUCUGAGCCCCAUGCUCUUCCAGUACCAUACUGCCUCUGAGCCCACCUUGAGGACCCCACUGUGUUCUAGGUUCCUGUCUGUCCCUCAGUCACAGAGCUGUGGUCAUUCCAGGACAUGGGGACAAACCAUUCUUUCCUAGCCAGGUGCCUUCGAGCCUUCCCUUCCAAGACCUGCACUUUUCCUGCUGUGUUCUCUUGUUUCCAGAGCCCAUCCAUCCUGGGAGCUGGGGUAGUCUUCAUUAUGAGCUAUUCUCUUCUGGAGUUCUCCACUGUGGUGGAGGGUGCGGAAUGCUCAGAGGGACCUGCAUGCAUGGUUUUGGUGUGCAGAGAGCCAUAUCACAUCGUGUUUCUCACUGGGGUCUUGGAACCUGUGGAUCUUAGUCCCUACACAGUCCCUCUGAGGCAUGCUCAAAUGCCCUGCCAGCAAGCUAGAACCAGACUCAGGGUUAGGUCAGAGCGCAUGCCCUUAGCCUCACCUCCCACCUGUCAGUGAGGAUGGCUCCUGUGUUCUGAAAGCUACUCUCUGUGUGAGACCAUGUGAGAGCUGAGUUAGGGUGGUUGGAGUGGCCUUGGUACAGCAUGCAGCCCUGUUAGUCUCUGCCUCUGGCCUCUGGUGGAAGCAAGCUGGUUUGAGACCCUGGCAGAGCAGGGAAGAGGUUCUCUCUGGUCCAUUUCCUUCUAAAACCCUGGAGGAGAUUGCUGCUGUGUCCCUUUCAGUGCUGGGCCCAGACACUGCCACACCUUGUAGAUAUGGGGUCUUGCUCUCAACUAGAAUGUCCACUGACUGACUAAAAACACUUAGACAAACAAAAACAAGUUUGAGGGAAAUCACUUGGGUUGAUCAGGCCACUCCCUCCUCCCUGUCCCUUCUGCAGUCUCUACCAACAGCCUUUGCCUUGUGGGUGCAGCUCACCUGCAGCUGCCUCAUUCAUUCCAGGUUCUAGAGCUUUCUAUGGGGCAGGCACCUUGGGGAACAUAGGGGAUGAGGACAAAGCUAAAAUGGACCUUUCAAACCCCUAUCGAUGUAUGAGCAGUGGGUGCUUCUGAGUCUGCUCAUUUCCAGAGGAGGAAAACUGCUGGCCUGUCUCACCCUAGAGCCCCAUAGGUGUGUUAGUGGCAAGAGCAAGCUCAGGACUGUCUCACCGUUGGUGUGUGACUGCCAGUCACCUUUCAGCUAGACUGAAGGAGCAUUGGCCAGUUUGUUUCCUCUCUGUCUACGCGUACCUGUGUUUUAAGUGUGAGGUGCAGUAUCAGGAGACUGCUUAUCCCUGGUGUUGCCCUAAGAGGUAGGGCCUUCUACCAGACCAGCCAGUGCCACAGCCAAGACAGUAGUCCCAUCCCACUAACAGCCACUGUCUAGUCUGUACCUAAAGUUGCCCCCAACCUCCCAUUAUACCUGGUUUUAGUAUUGGAUCCAGUCAGGGAAAGAACAUUGUAUUUUUUUUUUCUUUUUUUUUUCAGAGCUGGUGACCGAACCCAGGGCCUUGCGCUUGCUAGGCAAGCGCUCUACCACUGAGCUAAAUCCCCAACCCCAAGAACAUUGUAUUUUAUUUACAAGUUUCUUUGAAAGCUAAAGAGUUUUCCCUCUGCCCAUCAGAUUUAAAAAAAAAAAAAAACCUUUUGUUUUUUUGUUUUUUUUUUUGUUUUUUCUUUGUUUGAGACAAAGUCUCAUUAUAUAGCCCUGGCUAGCCUGGAAUUUGCUAUGUAGACCAGGCUAGCCCUGGAACUCAUAGAGAUCCACUUGACUCUCAAAAGCUGAGAUUAAAUGUCUGCACUUAUAAGGCCCAGUUCAAAAUGGUAUUUUGUUUGUGUUUUUGAGACAUGGUCUCAUCAUGUAAAUCUGCCUGUUCUGGAAAAUAUUGUGUGAACCAGGCUGGCUUGGAACUCAGAGAUCCACCUGCCUCUGCCUCCCGAGCUCUGGGGUGAAAUGUGUGUGCCACCUCUUCCAUCCCCAAAUGGUGUUCUUUUAAGGCCAGAGGGUGUGUUGUCAUAUAGAAAUCCCACAUUCCAGGUCUGAUGUUUCCUCCUUUAGCCCACCGGCUUUCAAGGGCAAUUUUAUAUUUUGUGCUGAUGUGGCAUUUCCCUCCUGCCUGUAGUGUGCCUCCUUCCACUGCCACCUGAAGGGAGGGCCGAACCAGCUUGGAGGAGGGGAAGGGGCUCCCCAAAGAAGCAGCAUCACAUUGGAUAGGGGCUGAGGGCUCUGGGUGGGAUGGCCUGCUGGACUGACCAUGGCAGGCCAGCCAGGCUGGGCACUGAGUUGUCAGAAUAAUUGUGCACAGCUUAGAGGAGCCGGGCUGCCCCAUGCUAAGCAUGGCAUCUGUCUUUCUCCAUCUCUUUCCCUUUCUGUCUUUGUUUUGGUUUCCCUGCUUCUGUUCUGUGGGGUCUUCAUUCUCUCGUUGGUCAGUGUGCACUGGAGCAGAGACAAGACCUCAAGCUAUGACAGGGAGGGCUUCGACAGAGAAAGGCCUCCUCUGGGCUGAGGUGUGAGAGGACUGGGUACAGUGGGUGGCCACGUCAGUCUUCCUCCAUAAAAUGAGGAGAUGAAGGCUUCAGCUGGGGUUUUCAUGUCCACGCAAGACUCGGCUGUGAUCUGAGGCUGAGAGUCUGCCCCACCCCUUUUCCCCAGGCCUCCCAUGCAGUGCUGGGGUUAGGGUUGUCUGUCUGUGGGCUCUGAGCAGCAGGGCAGUGACUGAGGGCCAGCGGGAAGGCCAGGGGAGACUCCCGGCAAUGUUUCACCUAAGAAGCUCCUCCCCUCAGCCUCUUUCCCUGGCCUGGAGGAGGAUCCCAGAGGAAAGGGUUUUCUAUGACUGAGCUAGCUUUUCUUAUGGGCAAGAGGGCUCUUUUUGUAAUUUGUGCAUGAAAUUCAUGUUAUUUCCUGGGGAGAGAAGAGGGCCAACUGAGUGGGUGGGGGGCACGUGUGGGAAGCAGGCAGAGGGCUCCUUCCCUGCAGGGGUGGGGAGGGGUCGCAGAGGGCAUGCUACCCAGCUCACCUGAAGAGGGCUCUUGAACCAGCCGUUUUGGGUUGUGUUAAAUGUGGGAACUUUCCUCCAUUAAUGUACAAUCUUGAACUAACUGCUAAUAAAAUGGGAUUCUGUUUGUA